UUUAGUCCUGAACGUCUGGAUCUUAAGUUCUCAGAUAAACAAGCUGACAACGUUAGCGGCAGCCGAAAUUCUGAUGUUUAACCUUUGAAUCAGAGAGAGAAGAACUCCCAUGAUGCACCGCUGCUACACCAGGAACACUGAAGGAUCCUGACGGGAGAAGAACUUUGUCAGAAAAUGUCAGACUGUGUGUUUAAAUAAAACCUGUGUGUCCCUCUAGUGUUGGAGAUGCGAUGUGCACCAUCUCCGCCGCCACGUGUUUCCCGGAGCCUUUCGUCAGCGAGGGCAAACGUCUCGGCUUCGUGCACAGAAACUUCGCGGGCAGCCGGUUCUCCGACCACGUGGCUCUGCUGUCCGUCUUCCAGGCCUGGGACGACGUCAGGAUUAACGGCGAGGACGCAGAAGGAACGUUUCUGUGAGCACAAACGUCUCAACAUGUCGACUCUCAGGAUGACCUGGGAGGCCAAAGUCCAGCUGAAGGACAUCCUGGUCAACGCUGGAUUCCCUGAAGAGUGCCUCAUGACGCAGAUGUUCAACACGGUGGGACCGGACAACAACCUGGACGUGGUGGUUUCUCUGCUGACCUUCGGCUCGUACCCCAACGUGUGCUACCACAAAGAGAAGAGGAAGAUCCUGACCACCGAGGGGCGCAACGCCCUCAUCCACAAGUCCUCUGUCAACUGCCCCUUCAGCAGCCACGACAUGACCUACCCCUCCCCCUUCUUCGUGUUCAGUGAGAAGAUCCGAACCCGAGCGAUCUCGGCCAAAGGGAUGACGCUGGUGAGUCCUCUGCAGCUGCUGCUGUUCGCCUGCCAGAGGAUCACCUCUGACGGAGACGUCGUGGUGCUGGACGACUGGAUUAAAUUGAGGAUUCCUCACGAGGCGGCGGGCGGGGUCGCUGCCCUGCGCGCAGGACUGGAGGCUCUGGUGGUGGAGGUGAGCAAAGACCCAGAAUACAUCAGACAGAUGGACCCGAGCAACCAGCAGCUGCUGAACAUCAUCAGACUCACAUCCAAACCCUCAGCAGCUGGACUCAACCUGAUGGUCAACAACCAGAGGAUGGGAGACGGACCACGACCUCCAAAGAUGGCACGCUUCGACGGAGGGGGAGGGUACCGGGGAGGAUAUGGGGGAGGAGGGUACAGGGGAGGAGGUGCGUUCAGGGACACCACCUGCUUGUAUUGA
This is a messenger RNA of Cottoperca gobio, 1182 nucleotides long. It is a transcript of the gene dhx9, whose product is annotated as DEAH (Asp-Glu-Ala-His) box helicase 9. The transcript is spliced from 7 exons. The coding region runs from base 226 to 1182 and encodes 318 amino acids. The record is from RefSeq and is a predicted model, not a curated record. NCBI's taxonomy places the organism in Eukaryota, Metazoa, Chordata, Actinopteri, Perciformes, Bovichtidae.